AUGUCGCUCUUCUUCCUCUCUCGCGUCCUUCUUACCCCUCCUAAAACCCCCAGGAACGUGUUUUUUCCUUGGCAUACGAUGUCUAUACACCUGAGCGGGAGUUUCUUAGAGUCGCGUCGGCUGGCUUUAAGGGUACCCGUUACUUUAACAAAACCGGAGAUAAGAAGAUAUUUAGAGGGGCUUUAUGGUGCUAAAGUGCUAAAGGUUAAUACUCUUAUUAAAGUCCCUGAGAGAAGACGCAAUCUGGAAGACAAACGAUUGGGUUAUCGCCGCGCGGGGUGUACGUACAAGAAGGCUAUAGUAACUCUCGAGGAGGCGGUCCCUCCUGAAGUGCAGAUGCUGCGAUCUUCUCGCAACUUGUCUGUAAACCCUGAUAAACUAAAAAAGAAUGUAUCAUACGGGGCUAACAGAGAUUUAAAACGAAGGCCUACAAGAGAGCAGCAAACUCAAGGAGGAGAAAUGCAACAUGCAUGGACGCUGCCCAUUCCAAACCUCCUAGCAGGUGACGACCUGCCUAUACACCCGACGCACCGCGAAGAUCCUUCUUCAACUUUGGAGGCGCCAGACAUCCGCUUGCCUUUUAGGCAUGGAGGGGUUUAUAAUUUUACUUUUAAACCGCAAGAAGUCCCUCAGCAGACGCCUGUGCCGCUGGACCUGAGACCCUGGCGCCACCGUCUGUCCAAUUCACAGAAUCGCACCAACAACUAA
Messenger RNA from Eimeria acervulina, 708 nucleotides. RefSeq names its product ribosomal protein L23, putative. Lineage: Eukaryota; Apicomplexa; Conoidasida; Eucoccidiorida; Eimeriidae. Gene Ontology annotation, molecular function: structural constituent of ribosome. The coding region runs from base 1 to 708 and encodes 235 amino acids. Gene Ontology annotation, cellular component: ribosome; mitochondrial large ribosomal subunit. The transcript has 5 exons. Gene Ontology annotation, biological process: mitochondrial translation. The record is from RefSeq and is a predicted model, not a curated record.